Molecule: messenger RNA, 522 nt
Organism: Opisthorchis viverrini
Lineage: Eukaryota; Metazoa; Platyhelminthes; Trematoda; Opisthorchiida; Opisthorchiidae
Exons: 2
Coding region: 1-522 (173 amino acids)
Source: RefSeq, a predicted model, not a curated record
AUGCCAUAUUAUCAAGCCCGGAUCACACAUCCAGACCACGGAAGUCCGGGAGUCCGAACGUUUGCGGACGCCAAAAGCAAAGAAGGCAAAUCAAUCCACCCAUUCGACGGGGAGCUGUGCGCAGUUCUACACGAGCUUUCAGCGCAAGGGACUAAUCUUAUCUUCAAGAGUACGAAGGAAUUGAGGGGUUUCCCACUGGCCACCAACAGAGCCAUAUUCAUGGAAGCCACAAUGCUUAUUUUCACUAAGAUGAUCGCGUUAGCAACGAAAGGUCCGAAAAUGAGCACACCACUCGCCCGACGUUUGACUGUGACUGCCGCGCCUUGGGGAUUACGGUCGAAAUCACUAAGGUUCCUGCAAUGUCAGUUCAUCCUGGAUUUGUCGAAUGUUAAAUUCAUGCUAGGCCCUGGCAACGAAAAAAAACACGAAUUACUAUUGUCAGCACCGAUAUGCAGAAUAGUCCCGGCCAGCAACAGAAAUGAGAAAGAAGUCACCAAAUAUCUGUUGGGCACAAGGAACUAA